AACAGCAACAGUUCCAACCUAGAGUAGUUUUCAACAAUAAUUUCUACAGUAAGAUGUACUGGCCUUAUCAUCUUUCAUCUUCAUCUGUACCGUUACUAGGGUUACACUAUCAGUAGCUAGCUUGCUUUGGCGAAUGUUGGCUAUUAGCUGUGUACAAGGCCAGCGGAUUGUUUGAAAGAGAAACUAACAUCUACUACUAUGAGAGUUAGUUCGUACUCCCUUAUUUCUGCUUAUCAUCCACCACCUGUUAUAAAAUGACAGCAAUAGCUUACUAGCUAACUUACUUUUCCACUGUCGAAGCACUGUUUCCUGAAGCAUUAAUGUAAACUCACCCCAUUCAGUACAAAUGUGUGCAACCGCAACAUUCAAAUGAGGCUACAAAGAAAACCAAUGGGACUGUAGCGACUGUGUUGAUGUCAAAAUCGGGGGUGUGAACUAGGUUUCCAUUCAAGCGUUGAAAUGGUAACCCUCCGUUACAUCUUGACGUCUCAUGUCGUAACGUACAGCAUGCAUAAGGCAACUAAUUCUGUCUUACAGCCUCUCUCCACCAGGUGUAGCACUUCUAUCAUCCUUUAAAAACAAGAAAUGGACAGUGAAGGGGGUAAGGGGGGGAUACCUAGUCAUUUUUUUCGUCAUCAUUGCAUGCGAUCAUCAUUCUCAAAGCCACUGUUUACUUCGAAGAUCACUUUAGCACCGCCCUAAAAACCUGAUUCAAAUUUGACACAUUCAAAUAGGUAUGUAAUGACACAUUAUAUAAACUCUUUAUAGUGUUAUAUUUACAUUUUAGAGGCGAUAAGUUGGACAGAUCAGUGAAAAAAAGCAAUUUUCCCACACAACAUCUCUCCUUCUCACUAUCACGCAUUAGUUUCGCUUCCCCACCCGCCAUUUAAAAAAAGACUGGAAGGGCUCAUUGACUGCUUGAAUUAUGCAGAAACGGGCAGCGUUUAGGUCAUGUCAUUGAUUCUGUUGGAAAGGGGAGAAAUUGUGCUUUACAAUAGUAUUAACAUUACAGUUGAUCUGGAAUUAUUACGUUUUUGGGGCGCUAAAAUAAGGGCAAUUGUACGGACCAAGGCUUACGUGAAUUUACGUUAUGCCAUUUUGAAAUAACCCCCAGAGUUUACCAUCAUGCUGUGAAUGUAUGGUCAAUACGUGUCAUUUUAUUAUUUUGUUCGUUAAGAAACUCAUUACUAAGCCUUUCCACACACAAAACACAUUGUGGGCGCUCUUCGUUAUAUAUACGUUUGUAUGAAAGAGAAAGAAAUUCAUCGCUGUAUAUGCGUUUCAUGACAAUUGAGCUCAGUAAGUCAGAACUUGUAGCUAGCAUGCGUCCAUUUGAUGACAGCGGCGAGUGAUGGCGUGUGGGAAUGACAAGUCGAUGGCAGACAGCGCAUCAUCUGCUGCUGAACCACAGCGCUGCAUCGUAUGUGUCGCGGAGUGAUCUUCAAGAAUACGGCAGAAAAAAAGAUCCGGUAAAUCGCGAAGCACACUCGCGCAGCUGCCAAACUGAACAAAGACCUCCUGUUUAAGAUUAAGCAGAGAGCGCACCGAACAGAGAGCGCAGAUGCGCUUGGCUAAAUCAAUUCCAAUAAUUAAUGAAAUAAUUAUUCAUUUACUCUCAUUCGUCGCGACCCACCAUUAACAGGUCCGCGACCCACUUUAAGAAAGGCUGAACUAAAUAGUUUAUGAAUGCUGUUGCAAAUGCAAGACGAAUAGACCACCUCCAGAAAUUAAUCUUCAAAACCAAAUGUACUGUAAUUUGCAAGAUUUUGCGUUAAAAUCCUGCCUAAUUGUAAUUUUCCAUUGGCUACUACUGGUAAAACAACAGUCACCUCCCUGUAUCCACGAGACAGGAAGUGUCGAUGACCAUAGAAUAUAGAAAAAGUGGCAAAGCAACGUAGGUCUAUAGUAAUUAUCAAAGGUCAGAAAACCCAGCGUUCUGUCAUCGGAGUAGGGUGCCAAUGACUAUAAUGUUGGAUUGUAGCCUACAUGAUUCUGUAUAAUAAACAAUGUUGCAAAAAAAAUGCCUGUUUGUGCUACACUGUGUCCAAUGAUAUCUGCCGCCAGGGGGACUCGACCCGCGCUGAACAUACUUCCCAAAUUCUAACUAGAACCUGGAGGUGAGUCAGAGUCAGUGGUCCGCCUAAAAAACGAAAUCAUUUGCAGACUACGUUUUUCCCCACUCACUUCCGUAGAUCGAGUCUAUUUGGUGUAAGCAAAUACGGUGCGUGUUUUGGAAAGAUUGGGGUUAAUUUAUGUGAAAUCCUCAAAUCUAGAAACCAAACUAAAAGUCAAAGCAUUGUUUUUAUUGACUGAAAAACUGUUACUGCUCCGUGACGAAAGAACUCCAUCCCGACCCGUUACAAGGUCUCUCUGAUCACUGUUAUCUUGGCCUAAUGUCUGUCCGGGUGCCAUCCAUGAGUGUGCUGCCUCCUGUUCGAAGGGACCGCAUCAUUGCUCAGCUUCCUCAGUUUUACAGUAAAAAGGCUGCUGUGCACACUAAAGAUGAGUUCAACUCCAAAGUGAAGACUGCCUGCCAGGAGCAACGCACUGGCACAGUAGGUAGGUUUAAAAUUGCUAAGGUCAUAGUGGUUGGUGACCUGGCUGUGGGAAAAACAUGUCUGAUUAAUAGGUUUUGCAAGGAUGCAUUUGACAAGAACUACAAGGCGACCAUUGGUGUUGACUUUGAGAUGGAGCGGUUUGAAGUGUUGGGGGUGCCUUUCAGCUUACAGUUGUGGGACACUGCAGGGCAGGAGAGGUUCAAGUGUAUUGCUUCCACUUACUACAGGGGAGCUCAGACUAUUGUUAUUGUGUUCGAUGUAAAUGAUGUGGCAUCUUUGGGCCAUGCAAGGCAGUGGCUUGAAGAUGCCUUGAAGGAGAAUGAUCCUACCAAUGUCCAGCUUUUCCUGGUGGGCACAAAGAAAGACCUAAGUUCUCCUGCUCAGUACUCUCAGAUUGAACAGGAUGCCAUCGAACUGGCUGAAGAAAUCAAAGCAGAAUAUUGGGUCUUGUCAUCAUUGACUGGGGAAAAUGUGAGGGAGUUUUUCUUCCGUAUUGCAUCAUUGGCAUUUGAGGCCAACGUUCUGGCAGAGCUAGAGAAGAGUGGAUCAAGGCACAUUGGGGACGUUAUCAAAAUUAACAGUAAUUCAAACGUGUAUGCAACAUCAAAGAAGAAACAGUCAAACUGUUGUCAAUGAAGACAAACACGUGACUACUACAGUUAAAAGGUACCAAAGCAAAAGACAUAAUUUACUCAGAAGAGAAACUGAGAACCACGGACCACUCCCAGACUCAUGGAAUUUGCAGUGAGAGCUAGCAGACUGGACAGAGACGUUUGCUUCCACAGACAUUUGAUUUUCAUUUCUGCUGGCCCGGAAAGAACAGCUCCUUGGUUGGAUGUGGAUUCCUGUGGUGUUUGGCUUAUUUUUGCCUAUCUAUAGUUUCGGAAUAUAAUUUCCUCUAUGUCAUUGCACUCCAUACUGUACAAUUCCAGUUUUUGAGUGUUGACAGAUUAUCGCGUCACUGCUUAAAUGGCUAUGGAGUAUGGACAAUCAUGGAUGUCUACAAAUACCUAAUAUGGAUAUUUUUAAGACACCACCAUUAGGACUAUUAGAGUUUUUACAGUGUUUUGUCUAGUGUUGUUUGCAUGCUAUAUGUUUUUUGCACAAUUUGUAACUAUAGCUUAGAUGGAAACUCAUGACUCCAUCCUGGGAGGUUAUAUUAUGCUAGCUCAGGAGUAUGAUUUCAUUGUUUGGAUAGUCCUAUUUUUAGCAGCACAGAGGCGUUCAUACAGUAUGAGAGAUGUGUAUUAGUCAGAUGUACCUCAUCUACGUUAGAGACAAUAAUAUAACUGAGAAUGAUUCAUUUUGAAUUAUAUGCAAUAUUUGAAUGACUGUUCUUAUAUUAUCCCUCUAGUUGAAUAUCAUAAUCAGAGUGAAAUGUACAUACAUAUGUCUAGUUGUCCUUUUAGACAAUAAAGAUUAUUUACGUUU
Molecule: messenger RNA, 3989 nt
Organism: Oncorhynchus masou masou (cherry salmon)
Lineage: Eukaryota; Metazoa; Chordata; Actinopteri; Salmoniformes; Salmonidae
Product: ras-related protein Rab-34-like
Exons: 11
Coding region: 2394-3194 (266 amino acids)
Biological process (GO): Golgi to plasma membrane protein transport; phagosome-lysosome fusion
Cellular component (GO): phagocytic vesicle; Golgi cisterna
Molecular function (GO): GTP binding; GTPase activity
Source: RefSeq, a predicted model, not a curated record